AUGUCAAACAAGUGGACUCAAGAUUUACCACCAGUUGGAGGUUUCCCAAAAUUAAAUUAUAACAGAAGAGCACCAGUAGCAAUUUCAGGUUAUGCUAUUUUUGGUACUUUUCUUGUAGUAACCACUGUUACAACUGCUAUUUAUUUCAACGAAAAAAUUGAUAGACUUAAUAACCAAAAAGAAGAAAAAAGAAGAUUAUCAAUGAUUUUACCAAUUUUACAAGCUGAAAACGAUAUUUGCUUCCUUGCCUCACCACAUAAAAAUGUUUAUUACACCAGAUGGAUGCCACCACAAAUCAAUAAAAGACAAAUGGCUGCUCUUCCAAAACACUAA
Messenger RNA from Dictyostelium purpureum, 333 nucleotides. RefSeq lists its product as uncharacterized. The coding region runs from base 1 to 333 and encodes 110 amino acids. NCBI's taxonomy places the organism in Eukaryota, Evosea, Eumycetozoa, Dictyosteliales, Dictyosteliaceae. The record is from RefSeq and is a predicted model, not a curated record. The transcript is spliced from 3 exons.